Octopus bimaculoides (California two-spot octopus) is the source of this 1728-nucleotide messenger RNA. RefSeq names its product tribbles homolog 2. Lineage: Eukaryota; Metazoa; Mollusca; Cephalopoda; Octopoda; Octopodidae. Gene Ontology annotation, cellular component: nucleus. Gene Ontology annotation, biological process: protein phosphorylation; positive regulation of proteasomal ubiquitin-dependent protein catabolic process; regulation of MAP kinase activity. Gene Ontology annotation, molecular function: protein kinase activity; ATP binding; mitogen-activated protein kinase kinase binding. The record is from RefSeq and is a predicted model, not a curated record.
CUCGCGCCUGAUUAUUUUAGUCACUGUGGGUGCCCGCUAGCAGUGGAUUCCAGUGUUGAGUGUUCCGUCGUGAAGGGGUGUCGUGUCUCGUAACACGCCCCUCCCUGUCCUGGAAGUACUUUGUUUAGGGGUUGAAGAAAAACAAAGAAAGUGGUUACAACACGAGGAGACUCCCCCUACAAUCACAAAGGAACAUAUAUUUUUUCGUUGUUACAAUCAAUUGGAUAUAUAAUACAGUAUAUAUAUUUCAUUGAAUAAUCAGCUGCUUUUUUAAAACAGCUGUAAAUAAUACAAGAUAUAUUUUAUAUAUCUUUUGUACACAUAAAACUAUUACAUGAGUAUUCUCAUAUACAUAUAUAAUUUACACAAUCUUCUGUAAAUUAUAUAUUUAUACAUUGUUUCAUUGUUGUUUUGAAUCAUUAACAAAUUAAGAAAAAAAAAAACGAAAACAAUUACGGGAUAUAUUUACAAGUUUAUACGGAUGAAAGAAACUAUUAUUAUUGGUCAACUGUUAAAACAAGAGUUUUCUUGCACCUUAUUAUCAUCAUCUUAAAAGCAACCACCUGCGACGUAAUAACGAGAUCUAAAGCGAUCUCAUGCAAUAUCGGACGCCUCUUUAAUAGGGAGAUCUUCGCGUGGUCCUAUGACUGACUCCUUCAGUUUGCACUGCACACCUAUGAGUGGGUUCUCUCGGUCCCGCCCUAGAACACCGUCAUAUUAUGCAUCCCCUCGGGAGGAAAAAACUGCCGAGGUUGUGGAUCCCACACCGGCGGCUAAUCCGGGUAAUCUUAGUCCCGACUUACAACCAUCAUACACACCGGACUUUCCUAAGGCCUGCGGGAACUUACAACUGGAAAAAUAUACUCUCAUAGAACUGCGUGAAUAUAAAGAUCGGAAUGUUUACAAGGCACACAACACACAUACCAACAGAGAAUCCAUUUGUAAAGUGUUUCCUGUUGAGCGGUAUCGAGAGGUGCUUAGUACAUACUGGCAGGUGGACUGCCAUUCGAACAUAUCAGGAGUGGAAGAGGUGAUACUCGACAAGAAUGGCGUCUACCUGUUUUUCAAAAUCAAUUAUGGUGACCUGCACUCGUACGUGCGGCAAAAGAAACGGUUGAAAGAAGCCGAGGCUUGUCGUUUGUUCCGACAAGUGGUGGAGGCUGUAGCACACUGCCAUGAACAUGGAGUUGUACUGCGUGAUCUCAAGCUUCGCAAGUUUGUCUUUGCCGAUCCAGAAAAGACACAUCUCUUAUUAGAAGGACUUGAAGAUGCUUGCCUUCUUGAAGAUGAAUCAGACGACAGGUUAACAGACAAACAUGGCUGUCCUGCCUAUGUGAGCCCUGAAAUUCUCAGUACUGCAACAGAAAGUUACUCUGGCAAAGCAGCAGACAUAUGGAGCCUUGGCGUCAUGUUAUACACCAUGAUUAUCGGCCGUUACCCUUUCCAUGAUACUGAGCCUAGUGCUCUAUUCGGCAAGAUCCGUCGAGGGCAGUAUUCACUGCCAGACAUUCUUUCAUCAGGUGCCAAAUGUCUAAUUCGUAACAUGUUACGGCGCGAUCCUACUCAAAGACUUACUGCCGAUGUUUCUCUACUACAUCCUUGGCUUGCCGGCCAUUGGCCAAGUAGUUCGGUCAGCCAGACAUGUGUUGACCGAAGACAGACAACAGAUCAGACCGUCCCAAAUAUCAAAUUAACAGAAUUAAAAGAUGAUUUAUUUGACUGAAAAAA